Molecule: messenger RNA, 9163 nt
Organism: Notolabrus celidotus (New Zealand spotty)
Lineage: Eukaryota; Metazoa; Chordata; Actinopteri; Labriformes; Labridae
Gene: dlgap3
Product: discs, large (Drosophila) homolog-associated protein 3
Exons: 11
Coding region: 69-3371 (1100 amino acids)
Biological process (GO): signaling
Cellular component (GO): glutamatergic synapse; postsynaptic specialization
Molecular function (GO): molecular adaptor activity
Source: RefSeq, a predicted model, not a curated record
CCGGUGCAGCCCUGUCACGCCCACAGCGCCCCCUUUCGGCCCGGACGGCCCACCACGCCCCGGCGCCUAUGAAAGGGUACCAUGUCAGCCGUAGCAUGUCCCAGCACUCCUCCGGUGGUGGCGGAGGAGGUCCCUGCCACUGCUCCCCUGAGGACUGUGACGGCCCAGGGAGGGACUACUACCAGGGUCACGAUGGCCACUUCUACCCUCCAGGAGGUCCGGCUGAGGCCUUGGCGCUAGAAAGGCAUCAUUCCCACUCUCACUCCCAUUCCCAUAGCCACUCUGGAGGGGGAACCUUCCCCCGCUCCCACCCCAGCCAGCACCCACCUCUCCAGUCGUUUGACUCUUGCGAAGAGUGCCUGUCCUCGGGACAUGGAGGGAAGAUGCAUCGCAUUCCUCCAAACCUGAUGGACCAGUUUGAGAAACAGGUGCCCUUUCAUCCCGAUGGCUUCCACACACUGCAGUACCAGCGUACCACCAGUGGGGGUGCUGAACAGCGAAGUGAGAGCCCCUCGCGUAUCCGCCACCUCGUUAACUCAGUCCAGCGCCUAUUUGCUAAGUCCCAUUCCUUGGAGGCUCCAUCUAAAAGGGAGUACAACGGCACAAGAGGAGGAGGGGACUACCGUGGAGAGAGGGGGGGAGGCCACAGGAGUGGAGGGGAGGAUGGAGGAGGCCACUACUCAGGCCACCAAUCCCGCUCUACCAGGAGGAACAAAUCUCGAGAGCGUAGCAAGAGUGGAGACUCACGACACGAAUCAGGUAGACGCCACCGCAGCCGGACAGCGGGGUGGUGGAGCUCUGACGACAACUUGGACAGUGACAGCAGCUUUCUUGUCAGUGGGGGCAGACGAGGGUAUCCCAGUGGACACGAGAGCCUGGAUGCAGCCAUCCAGGAGCUCACCAUGAAGAGGCCCAAGGAUCGUGGUGGUGGGCCUUUGCCUGGGGAGUGCAUGGCCUGUACCACGAUGGCUCUGGCUGGGAGUGAACCAGGAGGACACCAUGGGCAUCAAGGCCACUCUAUGAAAAGGAGCACCUGGUCUGCCAUGACCGUGAGUCAAGCCAGGGAGGUGUACCCUUCUAGGGGAUCAAGCUAUGAAAAAGCACUUGUGCCUGUGGAGAGUAAAAUGAAGGAGAGGACCUUCCACUACCUGCAGGUCCCGUCAGAAGACUGGGGCGGUGGGUAUGGUGGUGGCAAUGACAGCGGAGGGGAGAUUCCGUGUCGUCGCAUGCGGAGUGGCAGUUACAUCAAAGCCAUGGGUGAUGAUGACAGCGCUGACUCAGACACCAGCCCAAAAGCCUCUCCCAAGUCCACCCUGAUUGCACAGAGAGACGCCUUCAGACGCUCUAUCAGCAUGGAUCAAAGGUACUCAUGUAAGCAGUGUACAGACUCCUACCCCAACAGCCGCACUACACCCAAAACCCACACCCGCUCUCGUAGCUACACGCGCUCUCUGACCAGCUCACAGCUGGGCGACACGCUGAACCGUCAGUUUGAGGCGGUGUGUGAGACCAUGUUCGGGGAGGUGGAGUCUCAAGCCGUGGAGGCUUUGGAUCUUCCAGGCGUGUUCCGCACUCGCAGCCACAGCUAUGUCCGCGCCAUUCAGGCCGGCUGCUCCCAGGACGAUGACUGCCUCUCUGUGUUCUCCAUGUCCGGCCCCCAGGGAAGCAUCAAGGGCGGGGCCGUCUUUCCUUAUCGCAAAGGUGCUCCUCCCCCACUCCCACCUCGCAUGUCCAAGUCUUCACUCUCGGUGCGAGCCCAGAGCAGCACCGAGUCCACGCAGGAUGCCUACUUUCAGAGCAGCGGACAGUUGGUCCCAAGCUCAGGCCCAGGGCGCCCCAAGCAGCACAGCAACUCAGUGGACCUGGGCAGCUCUGACGGUCCCUCAGGUCGCUCCUCCAGAGGAGGAUACUACACCUCUAUGGGCCCUGGACGCUCCCGACAGCACAGUAACUCUGCAGAGAGCCUUGACGGGGUCAGGGGCUCUAGGGAGCUGGUCCCCUAUGGAGGCGGACCUGGGGUUGGUGUGAGGGCCAAACACAGCAGCUCUGCUGACAGUCUGCUGGAGGGACCACCCAGGCCAGCCAGGGAGAGGGACGGCAGGGCUGGAGGCAGCCUGGGGAAGUCCACCUCUCUGCCUCAAAACAGCAUAGUGCUGAGUAAAGCUGGGGGGCCAGAUGAUGGACGCAGGAAGUGGAGGCCAUCCAUAGCUGUGCAGGUGGACAGUUCAGAGACUCUGUCAGAUUCAGACACAGAGGCUAAAGCUCUCACAGAGGUCCACUCUAUAGGAGUCCAAGUGGAAGACGACAAAAGGCGGGCUCGUUUCAAACGCUCCAACAGCGUGACGGCGAGCGUGCAGGCCGACCUGGACCCUGAGGGCUUCCCAGGGCUCAGCAUCGCUGUGCCAACGCAGGACAAGAGUCUGCAGUUUGGCUGUUCCUUCCAAAGGCACUCAUCAGAGCCGGAGUCAGCUAGCCAGUACACAGAGUGCCACCGCACCGUCCAUACACAGGGACAGUGGGCAUACAGGGAGGACUUCAUCCAGAGUGGCUACACCACUGAGUCCAUCCAAACAGACCCACGGCCCCACCAGCAUCCACUCUUGCCUCAGCGUUCCCACUCCCCUUUGCCCAUCACCUCUGAGCGAUCCUGGGCGGGGACACCAUCUCUGGAGGGCCCCCGGAGCCUGCCUGACUCAGGCCGAGCCUCACCUUGCAUGAGAGAUGGAGAGUUCUUCCUGCGUCUCCUGCAGACUGAGGUGGAGAGGAUGGAGGGAUGGUGUCAGAACAUGGAGAGGGAAGCAGAGGAGAAUGAACUGCCAGAGGAGGUCCUGGAGCUAAUUCGAAAUGCAGUUGGCAGUGCCCAGAUGCUCAUGUCUCAGAAAGUCCAGCAGUUCUUCCGCCUCUGCCAACAAAGUGUGGACCCAUCAGCGUACCCCCAGCCCACCUCUCAAGACCUUGCAGGCUUCUGGGACCUUCUCCAGCUUAACAUAGAGGAAGUCAGGGUCAAGUUUCAGGACCUCCAGAGGCUCAAGGACUCUAAUUGGAGGCUCCCACCUGAAAAGAAGGAGGAUAAGAAGCUUCCUCCUCCCUUACCAAAGAAGCCGGCAGGCGGGGUGAGUGGCAGCCUCAGGGCUGAUAGCAGCGUGGAUGGGGGUGCCGGAGGUGGGUCAGGUGGGCUGGUGGUGCCUCGCAUCGGUGGACACACCCUGCCCAUCAGGAGAAGUCGCUGGACCUUGGGGACCGUCAGAGAACAGAAGCAAGGCGGAGGCCUGCUGCAGACAAAGCGCACUGCUUCUUUCAGGCAGAACUCGGCCACAGAGAGUGCCGACAGCAUUGAGAUCUACAUCCCCGAAGCCCAGACUCGACUCUGAACACUGGGGAGGGGGGGGGGGGGGCCUCCCAUCCACCUCCUCCUUUACCCUAACCCCUGCAAAGCAGACCUGGGCACCAAUCUCAGUCCUUCUCUGAGCCCAGUUUUGGAUCUUCUGUGGGUUAUUGCUUUUUAUCUGCUCCUCUCCUUUCAAUAUGUCUCCACAUAACAACAAAUUCACUUCUCUUGCUCAUUUAACAAGCAAUGACAGCCAUUUUAGUGUCUUGAAAUUUGGAUAUUUUACCGACACAGAGGCCUAGACCUGAAAUGGUAGCUAGCAGAUAUGAGCUGUAGACUUUUUUAAGAAUUCUCUGGAUUUCUUUAUGACUGAAUACAACAAGAAACAGUCCACUUUUAUACCAGUAGUCAGUGGAUGUUCACGCAAGUAGUAGCAUGCCUGUGCGUGUUAACCUAGCACUUCUCUCCAUCACUGAAAAUAAAGGGCUUAACGGGCACAAAACCUCUAUGUGAGGAGAUGACAGAAUUUCCCUCUGGAUCCCCUGAUGCCAUCUCUGAGCGCUGAAUCAACUAAGAUAUAUAUUUACACCCUUUGAUGACUCUAGCAGUAUGGGUGAUUAAACAUGGAGUCAUUAGUCACCAUAAGUUUAAAUGCUCUUAAAGUCAGAUGGCUGACACUCCCCAAAGAACAUUCUCCGAGCAUAGUCACUCACUACAGCUGGCUCCCUUCACCCAGGUGCCAUCUGUCCACCCAGUCCAAGAAUUAUCAAACAAUUUUCUGCCUCUUUCCUCAAUCUCUCAAAUCCCGUCUAUCCAUCGAGUACCCUCAGAAUUCAGCAGUGAGGCUGUUUGAAUGUGCAAGUGCUUUUUGUACAUAGUGUGCACACUCAUGUUUGCCAAAAGAAGCUUUUUUUGGAAGUAGCAUCACAGCCUUGACAGCAGGAGAGCAUCAUAGACAAAAAACAGUUUGCUUUUUUUUAUGUAGUCUCUCUUUGAACUUUCAAGUGGGAAUGCUGGGUAUUUUUAGGGGGAAUAUAUUUCGAUGGCUUUCCAGGACUUUGCUGAGAAGGCCUGUAUUUCACUGUGAGACUAUAGCACCACCUAGUGGUCAAAAAGGACCCAAACCAACAAGAUUGGUCUGUUGAGAGUUUUUAGUCAGGAAAUGACAGAUACCCUGAUGAACAGCCAUGAAAGAAGAUCAGGAUUUUAUUACUCUUUUCAAUCUUUUAGCCAGAUUGGACACUCCCCAACUCGAGUAGAAUCCUCUCAAUGCUCCACACCGCUGACAAAGAAAACAAAAAGAAUCGCUAAUGUAGCUCCUCGAAACUCCUUCCAAAGAGUCAUCAACGACAGGAAACCAUCAGGUGUGAAAUGAUAGAAAUUAAGGAACUUGAUAGAGUUGGUAAAUAAACUGAGAUUAAGUAACACUUGUUGUGAAUGGAAUUAUACUGUCAUUUGCUGCACCAUGUUUCCCUUUCCUUCUUUAUUUAUUUCUUGAAAUCAUCCUUCACUGAAGUGUAGCAUGAUUUUAAAAGCUUUGAAGGGGUCUCAUUACACGUUUUAUGUCAAAGCAGAUAUUUCUAACUGAAGUAUUUUGUAUGGAUGGUGCGUAUAGGCCUGUAUGCGUGUGUGCAAUGUGAAUAUAAGUGCUGUUUGACAAGCGAUGAAGGCCAAUGAAUUCAAAAAAGUCCAAAUCAGCCAUUUUAAAGACAGAAGUAUAAAAAUGUUAUAGCAUGACCAGUUUUUUUUCUUACAUUUGGACAGAUGUGUUGGCGAAAUGGGAUAUUUUAAUGGAGAUGUAUAUUUUAUAAUAUAAUCUACAUUUCUAGAUUAGUAGAGACUAUUGAGUACAGUUUAUGUACAAAAAAAGCAUAUAUCAAAUGUGAAAUACUACAGUAUUAUUAUGAUAGAUUAUAGCAUUGUGUGAUACACAGCUGUGUGGCAUAUCCAGACUCAGUACAUGUGAAAAAAUAAUUAUCUUUAGUUUGUGAGUGCUGCGUCAGGUUCACAGGGUAAAUCAACUGGCAAGAGUGAUGAUUGCCGAGUAUGAUCCUCCUUAGGCCUACUGUAUAUCUGUGUGUGGUUCUAACAUAUACUUCUGUACCCGCUGAACCUGUAUUUUCUCUUUAGAACCAACUACAUGUGCCUAACCAGCUAUAUGUGAGGUUUCCUUUGAACACAGUUUACAGUAUAUAUAUAAAUAUAGAAAGAUAUGUAAUAGAAAAGUAUAAAAUCUUCAGAGAAUAUUGUUAAAGACAAUGUUUUUAUUGUAAUAACAUGCCACUCUUUGUCUCCCUCACUCACACUUGCAAUACACACAUAUGACUGGAAGAAUUUGUUGGUGUUAAUACUGCAUGUUUAUGUCAAACUCCUUAAAAAAAAUUAGCAGAAUCUCAUUUUUGACUGAAAGAAAAGCAAAUUUUGUAGCUUACAAACUUUUUGUGAUUGAAAAAAAUUUGACCAUCUUUACAGUGCAGUCACUUCUUUGUACAAAGAUUCUACCCUUUGAGGACCAAUGAUACUGGCAACCUUGAAACAGCAAUCGAUGUUCAGAUUUGGAACUCAACGGAUCAUUUGGCCACCUCCAUGUUAAACAAGCUGCCCUGACAAUGAUACAAAAGGGCUGAGAAUCAGACGCCAUGUUUUAAUCAUUAGUAGAAGUGUGGGUUGCAGAGCAGCCUCUUUUAUUCCCUCAUCCUUCUCCCGUUACCCUCAAACUUGACAGCAUCUCGACAGUUCUUGACACAGCCCUCAUCCAACAAAGCACAAAGACCUGCUGUUAUACUGUUACUCCACUGUGAAGGCCUCUCGAACUCCACCCUCACAAUCCUCAAACCUACACCUACACGCAGAGGGGUGGCAAGCUCUUUCCAUUACAAGUCGGCCUUGAGAGACUCCAGGAUUCAAAGAGGCUUUGUCGGACCUUGAUCCACCGUCGCAACUUCUUCUUCUCAGACUUUCUCCUCUAUACUUUUAAUUACAAGUUGAGGUGUUAGCCAGCCACCUUGCCUUGAACCAGGUCCAUUGCAAACACAACUUUUGGUAUCCAUACUCUGUUCUGGAUUUUACCCAUCCAUCUGCAUUUUCCUCCACAGUCUAAAUACUGGAGCCUCAGCUCGAUAUUGCACCUGGCUGUAAAGUUGUAUGAACAUCUGAGCACCCACCACCAUUUAAGAUAAACUACUUUACGAAUCCUUCCACCUUUUCUAGAAGUGCAAAAAACCCCGUGUGGACAGCCAGAUGGACAAGUCCAACUCCGAGUACCUCAGUUUCUAGCAGCAGUGUCUCCAACCCUGAUCUGGGCCUCUGUCCUCAGGGGAUUAUAUUCACUCUACAGAAAGCGACAGAUCCUGAAAUACAGGACUGGAACUGCAGGAAUGUUGUUCAUAUUCUCUGAAUGAAAGUGGAAAUCAUAUGAGCCCAGAUUCUCUAGUAGCCAUUUUCUAAGAAACAGAGAUUAGCAGUGAAAAAGUGGUGGUGAAAGAGUUCAAUUGUAGCCAAUGUGUGUGAGUUGUAAACUUUGCAUUUGCAACAAUGUGGAGUGGAAUAGAUGCUGUAGCAGAAAAUUUGAGAUUUAGUUAUACAGAUAGUCUGAGAGUCGGAGCUGCUCUCGAGAAAAGCACUGGUGGAGUUAAACCUCAGCGGGAGAGCCAAGGAGCUGGUUAGCUCUGGUUCAGUGACUCUAGCUAUUAGCUGUGUCUGCUAUCUCAUGUUGUAUUUCUCCCAACAAUGUUAAAACCAUGUUUAUUCCUGUCAAAAUACCAGGAAUAACCAUGUACUUUUCAGAAAUUGUUUGUCAUUGACCAUACAAUCACCCUUUGAUCUAGCAGUUAUGUUCUGUUUAUAACUGCAUAGCAAAAAAAAGAAGGUGACAUGUUACGUUAGCUUGAUGUAACACACAACUCUGAUAGAGCAAUAAAAGAUUAUAAACACAACAGUGAGGCUGAUAUUUCCGUUAGACAGAGCUGGACUACAUGAAAGGUGUUGAUUCCGUUAAAAUCCUUUGUAUUGGUUAGCAAUUUGGCAUAUUGUUGAAAUGAUUAGUUUAACAGUGAAUCAAUCAAUUUUUUAUCUACACACAAAUCCUACAAAAGUAAUUGGAGGUCACAUAAAGAGCGAGCUAUACUGUUAUCUUUGUUGCAAAAAUGUGUGAGCCCCAACAUUACUCCAUCAAUUCAUUAACUUUCAGUCAAGCUAGCAAGAGGCACAGUGACAGAGGUGAGGUGAGACUUUAGCCUCAAGGCUAACAGCUACAAUGUGCAAGCUAGUCAGCCAGGCCCCUAAUUAUGGAAAACAUGUAACCUUAAUAUCAAAACUGUUAAGAAUAUUGUAACAUUGGGAGUAAAUCAGAGGUCCGCUACACUACACUACUAAAUAGAAAAGGAUAAAACAAAUGCUAACAAAAGAUUGGCUAUCACUGAAAAUGGUUCUCCUCUCAAGGGUUUACUUCCCUCUGCUUCAAGAGCAGCUCAAACCUCAGAAGAUGACUCGUAUGUAUGUAUGUAUGUAUGUAUGUAUGUAUGUAUGCAUGUGUGUGUGUGUGUGUGUGUGUGUGUGUGUGUGUGUGCACGCACCUAUGCGUGUGUGUGUGUGUGUAUGUGUGUAUUAACACUAUAUAUAAUGAUGCUUUACAAUACACACAGGUAACCAUGUGGGUCAGAGACAACUGAGCAAUUACUGUGUAAUUAAGAAAAAUAAUACCCUGCCACUCUCGAGUUUACAAAAUGUAAAUACCUGUUGCCAGUGGACAUUGCUCUUCUCAAUAUUACAUAUAUUCUUACUACAAUAUGAUUAUUAGUAGUACGAUUGUCAUUGAAGGAUUAAUUAUUACCAUCACUCUCAUUAUUAGAAAUGAUGUUGUCAGUAAUAGCUUUGGGUAAACAUUGUUCUGUAUUCAAGGUUGAGUCGUGUGUACAAGAACAAAAAACUGAGUUACAUCAAUGAUGACAAGUCUUAAAACGCUGCUACUACAGAGAUGGAGUAGAAGACGAGCACGCUGACAAUAACUCUGGGAGGACAUUUUUCUCUGGGAUCAAUGACGGACACUCACAAUGAGGAGUGGAGAUCACCUUAAGGGGAAAGCAUUGAACAGAGGGACUGAAUGGAUGAUCCGAACAUAAGACCUUUGCAUUUAUUCCGCUCUGAACUCUCAGUUCUGCCAGAGGAGGAAGACUACAUGGACAUCAAACUGAUACAAACUUCUCUCUCCUUAUUCUACUCUAUAAUGUAGCAAAACCUAUUUAGUCCCUCGUCCCACUUCUCUCCGCCACUCUUUCUCUUCCAUCUCUUCCUCAUAUUUCUCACUGAACACCAUGAUUUUCAAUCAGACGGGUUUGAUACAGAUGAGCUUUUCUGUCUUUAAGCUCAGCUUUAUUCUUGAGUUCUCUUGUUUUAUACAUUUGAUUCAGUGCCAAGACAACAUACUGUACAUACAAACAUGAAAUGCUUUUGUUUUUCUCCUUUAAGAAGAACUGACUGGGGCAAAUAGCAAUAGCAAUGCCAUAAGAUUGAACUUUGUUUUCAUAUUGCCACCAGUGGAUACACAAGAUGCAUGACUGCAGAGGAGGGUGUUGCACAGUGAAGUGUAAAUCAUGAUUCUGUUUGUUGUGUGUGGUUCUCAUUCUGUAUAUACAAAUUUAUUUAUUGAUCUUGUAUGUUUUCUGGAUCUAGAUGUGUCAAAGGAGCACGUCUGAUAGAGCUGAAGCCCAGAGAGAUGGCACACUGUGACGUGGUUUACCCCAACACAGAAUGUAACACUGUCAACGUUGUCAAAACAUUUUCUAAUGGCUAAUAUAUUACUAUUAUAUGAUUAUUAUAAAGCUAUUUUAGCGAGUU